AUGGAUAUCAAAAGGUUAACAAAACCAGUUGUAUUCAUUGAUAACAAUCAGUUCAAUUUUGAUUUAUAUAAUCAAUCUGAUCCAUCUGAAAAAGAUUCUCAAGUUAAUUUAAGAAAAAAUAGAACAUAUCGACGCCCAGAUUAUACACCAAAAUUUCAAAAGAUUAUCAAUGCUCGUCAUCAACAAAAGAAAUCAAAAUUAAAAGAACAAAAAGAGAAUUGUAAACAUCGUCAAGAAUUACAAAAUAAAAUGGCUAAAAAUAGACGAGUUUUUAAUUUUAAUUAUAGAUUAAAAGAAGAUUCAGCUAUUUUUACUGAAGUUCUUUAUGAAGAGUUAAAUUUAGAUUGUUUAAAUAAAAUAGUUGACAAUUUUAGUACAUUUAACGAACAAAGAGUGAUAAUUAAAUCAUUGUUAGAUUCAUUUAUUUUUGAUUAUGUGAAUGAUUAUUCAAAGGGGUAUGAAGAUGUAAUGGAACAAUUAAGGGGUAAAAUUCAGAAGAUAGUGUGUAAACAAGUUCCUGAUUUUAUAUUUUAUGUAACAACAAUCAUACGAGUUAUAAUAAGAAAUUCGAUGUAUAACAUGUUACAAACUUAUGAGAAACAAAUAAUUUCACCUGAUCAAAUGAUGAUAGUUAAAGAAUUACUUAACACAGAUAUAUGGAAGCAUAUAUCUUACCAUACAAUGUGUAAAUAUUAUGCAAAUGAAGUUACAUUAAAAAUGAUUAGAGAUGAAUUGAAAAAGGAAAUACAUGCUAAAUUAUUGGUUCUUGAUGUAGAAUUACAUCAUAAUCUGAAUUAG
Messenger RNA from Funneliformis caledonium, 798 nucleotides. The record is from the annotation of a GenBank genome assembly. Lineage: Eukaryota; Fungi; Glomeromycota; Glomeromycetes; Glomerales; Glomeraceae.